This is a messenger RNA of Drosophila teissieri, 4034 nucleotides long. RefSeq lists its product as uncharacterized. Lineage: Eukaryota; Metazoa; Arthropoda; Insecta; Diptera; Drosophilidae. The record is from RefSeq and is a predicted model, not a curated record. The transcript has 3 exons. Bases 362 to 3928 code for a protein of 1188 amino acids.
UUUGGCGCAAAUAACCACGCUAUUCCGUGCUCUCCAGUUUACAAAAAUAAUUUGUAAUUUGUUUAAGAACUUGUCUGUCUUAUGUGUGCUGUGUAGUAUACUUGUAUUAUAUAAAGUAUAACGCAAUCCUAUAUGGAAAUCUCUAACUAAGUCACCUGGAUGUAUUUAUAGCGGAAAGGUUCGCGAAAAUAAUUAAAUAACGGUUAGCGCGAGGAAAAUCCAUCGAUCCGACAGCUGUGGCUGUUAAUCUUACCUGAUCGCUGGUUAGGUGGAUUAAGGAAAAUCUGAGGUAUUGGGUGGGCAAUAAAGUUUGCACCCCGUUCAUAUUUUACCUGAUCAUUGUAUAUAAGCCAUUAGCAAAAUGCCAGAAAGCCACAGUUACAAACUGAAACGUCUAACGUCAACAACCAGACAGCGAACUAAUCCAAAAAUGGUCCUGACCAAUUCCACGCCAAACAGCUCGUCCCAGCACAACCACCAGAUGGUGGUGGACACCGCGGCCAUGAACAGUGAGGAUCUCAGCGAGCUGCUGCAGCUGAACGCCGAGAUCGAGGAACGUCGUCGCUCCUGCCGCUUUGGAGAUGCCAGCACCGCCUGUGGCCUGCUCCGUGCUACGAUGACCAGGGAGGAGCUCUUCGAGAUCUCCUCGCUGGACGACGACCGCUUCCUGACCGCCCUGGAGCACCAAAACUCGUUUGCAAGUCCGCGCCGUGUGCAGGUUACCGACCUGGACCUGUCCAGCAUCGAGAAUCUGAUGAAGUACUUCGACGAAGAGGUACCUGUAACGCCCACAAAGACACUGGGCACCACCAAGGCAACCACAACCACGGGCAUGGUGGCCAGCACCAUCGCCAAGUUGUCCCUCCAGACGGAACCGGUCACGCCGCCCAAGCCAAAGGUUGGCAGUGGCCACCCGAAGAUCAGCGAACUCAAGCAGAAGUACGAACAGCUGCCGGAGAUGGAGACGCCACGCUCUGCCUACCAGGGAUCCAGAAAGGCAUCCGCCUCGCUGCCCAUGAAGGUCAAGGAGAUGGCCCAGCUGUUCAACUCGAAGAUCAGCCAGGUAAUGCGACGCACUGAGGAACCGCAGUAUGUGCAGCUGCAAAAUGAGCUGUCGCCGGAGGUCAAGGCCCAGAGCCGCCUGGUCUCGCCCUUAGAAUCCCCAGUCCAGGGACCCUGCCUGGUGGCCGAGGAGGUUUUCCGCGAGCUGAGCGUGAAGGACAAGGCGCUGCUGUUCAACAAGUUCAUCGGCGACAUGGCAGCCAAGCAUCCCAAGUUUAACGCCCAUGCCGCGGAUCUCAAGGAGAAGGUGAACAAGCAGGUGGCCCGCGGCGAGGUGGUGGCUGAACGGCAAGCCAGUGUCAAGCAUCUCGCCCAGGAGCUGGAGGCGAAGUGUAUCCUGGAGCCGGUAUCGCCACCGCGACCAGGCGGUGUCUCUCCCCCCAAGACAACUGAGAGCAAAACAGAGACAAGCACCUCCGAGCUCCAUGUGAGCACACUGACUGUGAUCCUCAAGCCGAGUCCGGAGCGCAGAGCUCCACUGGCCCGACCCCGUCGUUGCCUGGACCGCCAGAGUGAUGAGCAUGCCCGAGAGCCAUCCCAGAAGCGAAACCUCGACGCGAUUCGCACCGUCAUGCCAACGGAGGCCUAUGCGCCGCCCAAGAAGAUCCGACGCACCCGGCAGGAGCGCUCCGGUGCGGAUAACCAAAUGUUUUUUCAGAACGAACAACUCGAGACGCUGUUCUACAGCUGGCUCAGCACGGAGAAUGGUGUCCAGUUCGACAUUACGAGUGUGUCUAACGGUCAGCAGACCAUUGAGAUAGCCACCGAGGAGGGUGAGCUUCUGGAGCAGCCACUGCUCGAGCCGAGCACCGCUGCGCUGGAGGAUGUGAGCCAGAAGUCCGCGGUCGAGCGGCUUCUGGAGGAGGCCAUAGCCAAACUGGAGCGCGAUAACGAGUCCAGGAAGGUGGCACAAGUCGAGGAAAAGAAGGAGGUAGAGGAGUCGGUCGUCCAAGUCACUCCGAGACGCAUCAAGCGCCAGGCACCGCCAGUGCCGGCUCCACGACCCAGUCUAAGCCAGGUCACCUCCAGUGCAUCCAGCUGCAAGCAGUCCGAGGCUGAGGAAAGCGAAUCCGGGUUGUCUACUCUGCCCAAGAUAACCAGCGACGAAUCCCAGCCGGACACGCCAAAGGAUGACUUGCAGUCAGGUGAAUUUGACUUCGCCAAGCCCCAGCGUCCGCCACGCAAGAAGAAGAUGCGCCGCACUCUCACCUGGAAGAAGGAGAACUCCAUUGUGGAGGCAACUGCCAUAACGUCCACGGACUCCGAUUCCGAUUACAAGCCGCCGCUUUCGGGGGCAGGCAAAAAGAAGAACCCACUUGCACUUCCACUGCCCGAGCAAAGCUUCAUUGAGCUGGACAAGUCACUGAUGCGCCACUUGAACUCGCCCCGGAAGAUCAAGUCGGCGUACACCCUCACCGUGAUGUCCUCGCCCUCGCCGAAUGCCGACAGCGAUCAGUCUCCCAGUCAGACACCAAGGCAAUCCCUGGUGCAGGCCAUGCGGGACAGUUUCGUGGACCAGGGCUUUGAGACGUGCUCGAACGAUCCCAUGGACAACAGUCCGAUACGCCGAUCCUCGGUGGGAGGCACGAACUCGAAGCCCUCCGGCUUUUCAACGCCCGUUAAGGGACGCCACGCGGCCAGUCCGGCGCAACAGCAGCUCUUCAGUCCGAUUCUAAUCCAGGAGCGACCUCGCCGCAGUUCCCUGGCCAUGCAAGUGAUCCGGGAGGAUCAUCCGCUCGACCUGGACGCCACCUCCAGCUCACCCUCAACACCGUGCAGCGAGCGGGAGUUCUUCGCCAAUGCCCCGACAGUCGAGAUCGACAACUCCCAGGAUGAGAGUCCGACCAGCAAGGCGCACUCAAUGUUCUGGAUCACCUCCGGCGACUUCACUGUCUCGCUGGAGAUCUUCAAGAACAGCCCGGAACGGCUGCGUCUGCUCUACGAGAUCUUCACGCAGAAGAGCUGGGAGACUCGUGACCUGGCCUUUGGCAUCGACGGUCACAAGUUCAGUCGCGAAUCCGAAUCCGUCCGCCAGUCGCUGCCCGAGCGUCCGCCCAGCGUGAAGGGCUGCUCCCACUACUGGUUCGCCAGCGGAGAUCUCGCCGUGCCCUUCAGCGGCAAACUGAUGUCCGGCGAGAAGAUCGAGCGGCUGUUCGCCUUCCUCAACGGCGAGCAGUCGGAGCUGCGCUUCGGCGUGGACCACAUCGAGUUCAGCAGCGUGCCCGAGUUCUGGCCCACCACCCAGAAGUAUUCGAUCGAGAGCAGCUACAGCAUGCUGGUGGGUCUACAGGCGGGUGCCAGCAACGGGCUGGAGGGACGCAGCAAGUACUCCUGGCCCAAUAGCAGCCUCAGUGCCAACCAGGCGAUCAAGACCAGCGACCUGGAUCAGACAGAGUUCGAGUCCGACAGCUUCGGCAACAACAGUGGCCGGCUGUCCUUCUCGCCGGACCUCUUCUCCCUGGACUACGAGGCAGUGCCACUGGACGAGCUAUUCGCCAAGGCUCCGCCGUCUGGCGCCGCACCGGCCAUGUCCGUGCCACAAAUGAUGCAGACGCUCAAGCAGCAGCAGUCCAAACUUCGCAGUGUGGAGCAGCGCAUUCGCGGCUACGCCAAACCCGCCAAUCUGGCCGACUCCUCGCUGGAGCACUGCCGCAAUACGCCGCAGUAUGUCCACAAGCUGCGCUCCGUCAUCCGGGCCAUCGACAACAUUGGACGCGACGAUGGCUUCCGCGGCUGCUCGAUGGAGCAGCUCGAGAGCUUCAUGUACUUCCUCAGCGAGUAUGCGGAUGUGUGCCUGGCCAACUGCAGCGAGCACAUGGACAAGAUUCUGGACACACUGAUGGACCGGAGGGCCGUGGAGGUCUGAUUUUAAGAUUCAAGAUAUUUUAAGAUUCAAUAACCAAUUAGUUCCUAGACAUUAACAUAUAAUGUUACAAAGACUUUAGAUAAUAAACUUUAAAGCGAAAGUUAAA